Messenger RNA from Eurytemora carolleeae, 897 nucleotides. RefSeq lists its product as uncharacterized. The annotation marks the transcript as partial. The transcript has 12 exons. Gene Ontology annotation, biological process: protein transport. Gene Ontology annotation, cellular component: cytoplasm. NCBI's taxonomy places the organism in Eukaryota, Metazoa, Arthropoda, Copepoda, Calanoida, Temoridae. The record is from RefSeq and is a predicted model, not a curated record.
AAAAUGACGGACGGUGUGGAUUGCAUAGUUCUGGAAUUUGACAAAAAAGAUAAAUGGUAUAAUGCCGGCGAUACUGUAACUGGUAAUGUUCAGGUGAUAUGCCUGGAGACUACGAAGUUCAACCAGCUUGUUCUUUGUCUCUGUGGGAAGUUGAAGAUAACCUGGAUAGAGUCCAGUGCAUCUGGGAAUAACGUUCUGAGUGAUACAAUUCCCUACCUUUACCAGCAAAUUGUUAUCAGAGAGGCAAUUAGCCGGGAUAAGAUGUCUCAGUGGAUUUUCCCUGGCAAAUGGACUUAUCCAUUCUCCUUCGAGCUGGAUCCACAUCUUCCACAUUCACUUGAUGAUGCUAAGUAUGGAUCGAUGCACUAUCAGGGAUGUGUAAAGCUAUAUAUGCCAGGAGCUCGGGAAUCUGAUUCUUUGGAGGAAGGAUUCUUUGUCAGAGCUAAUGAUGAUGAACACUCCCAGCAAGCAAAUGAAGACAACCUUCCCAAGGAGAAUGUGGAGUAUGGAAAAAUCAAGAAGAUCUUCAGCAAGCCGAAGAACCUGGAGGUUGUUGUCAAACUAAAGAGGAAUAUUUACAAGCCAGGGCAGACUAUAAGACCAGUAGUUGAAGUAUUCCUUGAAAGGGGAGCAAGUGCUUCUAUUGAUACUGUAACCUGCUGUUUAGUCCAAGAGGCAGUAUUUACUGUUAAUAUAGAUCAAGAUGACGAGGCGAAGAACAAGGAGGUGAUGGUCUGGGGUUAUGCUGAGCAGAAGCAGGCUAUCAAGGCAGGAGAGCUGAUUACCUUCAAGGAUUUGAGGGUUAAGAUUGACGAGAAUAUCCAACUUACUGGAUAUCCAGGAACAGAUAAUAUAGAUAUCGGAUACUUUAUACAUGCAGUUGCUAAAACUCCGAAG